CACCUUGUUGUCUCGGACUUUAAACCAUGUAGUUUUCAAUCUUCUAUUGUACUGAAUGUAACAACGUUGUACCUGUGUGUGAGAGAGCGCAAAUGAUUUCCGGAAGAUCAUCUGCUUAACAUUGUGCCCUUAUUAUGUUUCUCUUGUACUGUCAAGUAAUAAACUCACUCAUUUUUAAUUCCAGGAAACGUUGCAAAUGGCCUCUUACCACCACUGUAAAAACUAAUUAACUAGUUUAAUUGAAGAACGGUAUGGUUUCAUGUUAAAAGGAACUAGACAAUUUGUGACUAACUGAGAUGCCUGAAAAGAAUGAGAGCUCGUUCAUCGCUUCUCACCCAGUUGUAGCAACAGUAAUACGCUUGCAGCUGAUUUAAGUGCAGCUUUACGAGCCUGAAUGUUUGCAUAACAGUCAAAAAAGUGACUGAUUCCUGAGAAGUUCACCUUGUUUCCCCAUUUAAUCAGACUCUAUAUUGACUUAAUAUCUCGACCCUCAGGUUAAAUUAACCACCAUUAGUCUCUGUGUAAUGAACUAGCAACCCGAUGGCCCUCUGUGACUAUGGCAACCUUACCCCUUUUAUUAGCUACAUAUAUCAAUAUGAUGAUUUGUGUACUGUCAUUACAUAGGGCUUGAUUUUGAAAGGAUGGAUUGAGCUGACCAGUGGGAGAGACGCAUACGCUAAAAAGGCCAUCAAAUAUUUCGAUGAAGGAAUCCAAGAUGGAAAUCAUGUAUUUGCUAUGAUGGGCAAGGCACAAUAUCUUGAGAUGCGUCAGAACUACUCUGGAGCUUUGGAAAUGGUAAACCAGAUAAUAGUUCAUUUUCCUGGCUUCCUGCCGGCUUUUGUAAAGAAGGUAGAACUCCAGCUAGCCCUGCAGGAUUGGGACCAGACAAUUGAGACAGUACACAGACUCUUACAGAAGGAUAGUCAUAAUUUUGAAGGUCUAGGGAUGCUGGCCCUUCAUUCUUUAUGCAGAGAGGGAAAUAUUAAGGAGGCCGGCUCUAGACUUGGUGAUCUAAUCAGUAUAUUGGACCGUUUUGAACCACAUAAUCCUGAUCUCUUUUAUAAAAUGGCAUUGGCCUUCAGUAGGAUG
Rhincodon typus (whale shark) is the source of this 1089-nucleotide messenger RNA. Its product is annotated as tetratricopeptide repeat protein 21B-like. The record is from RefSeq and is a predicted model, not a curated record. Gene Ontology annotation, molecular function: protein binding. Gene Ontology annotation, biological process: protein localization to cilium; intraciliary retrograde transport. Gene Ontology annotation, cellular component: intraciliary transport particle A. Lineage: Eukaryota; Metazoa; Chordata; Chondrichthyes; Orectolobiformes; Rhincodontidae. The transcript is spliced from 4 exons. The annotation marks the transcript as partial.